AUGGCGGCCAACCACUGCUUGAUGGUUGAAGCCCUGCACGCUUGCCCUACAGGCUACAGGGAGCAGAUGCCUCCACAGGUAGCGGUGGGGCCUAUUGACAGCACGGACAGCAGCGAGGACGGCGGUCAGUGGGGCACAGACGAGGACAGCCUUGUCGGUGCCCAGCCCAGUGCAGCCAAGUCCAUCUGCGCACUCUCCACUCAGCCCGCUCCAGCCCCAGCAUGCCAGCCUCAAUUCAUUCAGGGGUCCCUUUUCCCUUUUUCCUCCCUCGCUCCCUUUUCUACUCCUUCCCCUCCCCUGCAUCAGCCAAACACAGCCUUUCGCGCGCCGUCGUCUCCUUUCCCUCAGCUUCAUCCUUUUUUCUUGCUCUUCUCCCCAUCUGUAUCCCUAAUUACCUUCAUUUUCUUUCCUCUUGCUCUUAUUUUGCCCAACAACACUGCUUCCGCCCUUUUUCGGGAUAUAUUCAUACUCGCCCAUCAUCGUUCUACCCGUCACACAGCGAUCGAUCGAGGACAAGGGACGACAAGAGUCCAAAAAAAAAAGGUUGGGCCACAGAUCACCCACCUAUCGCGCACAGGGCCAUCUACGGCGCAUCGCCACACGCGCUCCCUUACAACGCCAUCCGCGAGCCUUCUUUGCUCCAUUCAUAGCAUCUAUACACUUGGCUUGCCCAUCAUGCCUCGUCCAUCUGGCGACUCGCCGCUUCCCACGGCCGAAAAGCCGGCCGCCCCAACAGCGGCCUCCGGCCUCCACCCCUCGCUCUUCAUCCUAAACUGGAUCCUCUUCUCCAAUGCUACCAUCCUCUUCAACAAAUGGCUCCUCGACACAGCCGGCUUCCCCAUUAUUUUAACAUGCUGGCAUCUUAUCUUUGCUACCGCCGCCACCCAGAUCCUCGCCCGCACUACGAACCUCCUUGAGAGUCGCAAGUCCCUCCCCAUCAACGGCCGCAUGUACCUCCGCACCAUUGUCCCCAUUGGUGUCCUCUACACCGGCUCCCUCGUCUUCUCCAAUCUCGUCUACCUCUAUCUCUCCGUCGCCUUUACCCAGAUGCUCAAGGCCGGCUCCCCCGUUGCCGUCCUCUUCACCUCAUGGGCUUUUCGCGUCGCCGAGCCCAACCUCGCCAAGUUUCUCAACAUUCUCGUCAUCGUCGUCGGCGUCGCCGUGGCCAGCUUUGGCGAGAUAAACUUUUCCUUGAUCGGCUUCACCUAUCAGAUGCUCGGCAUCGUCUUUGAGGCGGUCCGCCUCAUCAUGAUUCAAGUCAUGCUCACAGCCGAGGGCAUGAAGAUGGACCCUCUUGUCGCCCUCUACUACUACGCUCCCGUCUGCGCCUUCUUCAACAUCUUUGUCGCCCUCUUCACCGAAGCCAGCACAUUCAAGUAUGAGGAUCUUGUCAACACCGGCUUCACCGUGCUCUUCCUCAACGCCAGUGUCGCCUUUAUGCUCAACAUUGCUAGCGUCUUUCUCAUUGGCAAAACGUCUGGUCUCGUCCUCACCCUCACCGGUAUCCUCAAGGCAAUCUUGCUUGUCGCCGUCUCCGUCGUCAUCUGGAAGACGCCCAUUACCUUGCUCCAAGCCUUUGGCUACGGCAUAGCCCUCCUCGGUCUCUCCUACUACUCCCUCGGCUAUGACAAUGUCGUCAAGGUGUACAACAACUCCACCGCUUACAUCUCGGCCACCAUGAACUCGUAUGGCGCUGUUCCUGGUUCUGCCGACGGUGUCCGCGGUGGCCUGCUCACCAAGCGCUACAUUGUCCUCGGCAGUGCCGUCUUUGGCUUCCUUUUUGUCAUGGCCGUCCUCUUUAUGCGUUUGAGCCAUGGCUGUACUUUUAUCGCCCGUUUGGGCACUUCUGGAUGUGGAAACAAGCGAUUUAUUGAGACUAGAAACGGUUUCCUUUUUAUGUAUGGCAUGGCGAUCAUUUUGCUUGCUUAUUGGCUGCAGGCGAGAUUGCCGUUAAGGUUGCACAAGACAUCGUCUGUAUCAAUCAGCCGAGACCCGGAGGGCAAUGUUUAUCGACAUACUCAAGUUGAUCUGCGUCAGCUUCUCGUGGCCGCUGCCAUCCCCGCACGUCGCGUGGAAAAAGUUUCGCGGCAGCUAUGCGCGAACCUGUCGAAUCGAGGUCAGCUUCUUCUCCCCGAAACAACUAUACAGCCAACGACAACAAACAUACCCGCUCCCGCCCGUCAGCUGCCCAAAGGUGUUGGACAGGCAGUCGUUGAUGAGCACCGCCGGGUUGUAGUGACGCUCGCCGGCCCGGUCGAGGCAGUAGGUCGCAAACACGGACAUGUCGGCGUCGGGCCGGCCCGACGUGCCGUUCUGCGCGUACGCCCGUCCGCACGUCCCGGCGAAGCCGGAGCAGCCGCCGCGCCGGACCAUCGCCGCGGUACCGGCCGAGGCGAAAAGAAGCACGGCAUCGAGAAGCAUGGGUCGUCUUGGAAGCUGCAGAUGGCGGCUUGGCUAGAGUUGCAUCGCAUUAGUUCGGCGCACAUUACCCCGGUGCAGUGCCGUGCCGCGCUUGCAUACGGGGUCAAGUAUGAUGAUGCCCAAGACGGGCCUAAACUUGACUUGGCAUGUGUAUUAGCGGCUGGUUUGCUUGGUGGUGAUCUGUAUGGUCUCGGCAAGGUCGCCGGUCAGACUUGUACAAAGAGGCCGAGAAUGCACUAUAUCGAGCAAGUUGAGUUGCUUGCUGCAAUAUAA
This is a messenger RNA of Cordyceps militaris CM01, 2694 nucleotides long. RefSeq lists its product as uncharacterized. The transcript has 11 exons. NCBI's taxonomy places the organism in Eukaryota, Fungi, Ascomycota, Sordariomycetes, Hypocreales, Cordycipitaceae. The record is from RefSeq and is a predicted model, not a curated record. Gene Ontology annotation, molecular function: antiporter activity. Bases 1 to 2694 code for a protein of 897 amino acids. Gene Ontology annotation, cellular component: Golgi apparatus; trans-Golgi network; endosome.